Messenger RNA from Babesia microti strain RI, 2253 nucleotides. Its product is annotated as Transcription initiation factor TFIID subunit 5. Gene Ontology annotation, biological process: transcription initiation at RNA polymerase II promoter. The transcript is spliced from 6 exons. The record is from RefSeq and is a predicted model, not a curated record. Gene Ontology annotation, molecular function: protein binding; RNA polymerase II general transcription initiation factor activity. The coding region runs from base 1 to 2253 and encodes 750 amino acids. Lineage: Eukaryota; Apicomplexa; Aconoidasida; Piroplasmida; Babesiidae. Gene Ontology annotation, cellular component: transcription factor TFIID complex.
AUGUACCAUCAAUCGCCAUUCGGAUUUGACGAAAACAACAAGAGACAUCACUCUGAGGAACAGUCUACCCAUCAAUCUCCACAAACUCAUUCAUCACCACAGUCCAAAUCACAACAUUUACAAAUCCCACCGCAAAAUGGCCUAGAACGCACAAGAAUACUGGAUUUAGUGGCUACAAUGGGUCCUUAUGACAAUCCUAUACCAGAUCUCGAAAGUUAUACAUUGCAAAUGAAUCGUAUGCUCGAUUGGACUCUAAGUUCAAUCAACCGUACACAGUUUGAGUUACUUGAAGUUUGUUUUGUUGUAUGUUUGGAGCUAUAUGUCAAAUUAUUUCAUGUGUCUCCCCCUAAUGCCAGGAGUUUUAUAAAAACAUUCAGCGGACCAUUUUUGGAAAGGUACGAAAAUCACCUCAGAGAUCUAGCCAUGUAUGUCCACCAUAGUCAAUUGAAGGAAUCACCCAUAUUGCGCAUGAACAGUCCCCUAGAUAAACAUGCCAUAGUGAUAACCAAAAGAGCUAAGCGGUCGUUGAUUUGCUGGCUGACAAAUUGUGAAAGCGUACUAAUCCAAAAUAUACUACAAGAAACUGUAGAUUUUAUCGACGCGUCCACACUCUACGACUCAAGUAAUUCACUAGAGAGAGCCCAGAUUGCACAUAUAUACGGGGUGAAUAUUGAUUGGCUAAACAAGCAUUUGGAACACGAUGGUAGACCAUUCCUUGGCCUAGUGGAAAGACAGCACACUGAUGGCCGACAAACCAUAGGCUCGAAACCCACAUUAUAUACGCCAAUUAUGGGCACCAAUUCUGGCCCACCAACAACCCCUACUGAUCGGCCAGUAAUGACAAUGAAUACGAAUACCAAUAUCAGUAGAGAAGGCCCACUUCCUUUGUCAUCAGGAGGGUCCUUUGGUCAAAUACCGGCCGUACCUGACGAAUUCUCAGCGUCAGUGGAUUUGCUGGUAGACUGCGUUGAGCCACCAACUGAGAGGGAUAAUACCAUUCAUUGGGGAUUGCCUAUGUCACUAUAUGGAUUGGAAUCUCCACAGACAAAAAAUUAUUUAAUAAUCGGCAAGGAAAAUACAAAGUUGGAGGAUGCAAAUAAUUUGUGCCCAUUACCAUCACCGGGAACUGAAAUAUACUCAGUAUACAGGGGCCUAAUCAUAGCCCAGGCGCAAAACCGUGCCAAUAUCAAUUCCAAGGAGUUACCGUGUGUACUGGCCUAUACUUUGCACGAUUCGCAUAACCUAACUAGUGCUAGCAUUAGCUCUCACGAUGGACGAUACAUAGCAGCUGGAUUUCAAGAUGCCACGAUACGGAUCUGGGAUUUAGCAGCUUCCGAAAUAUGCAAGGCAUCUGAGCAUGUCUCUAGCGAAUUGGGACGUGAUAUUGGCGAACACUUGAAGGCCAAAUACCUAGGAUCCCCAGAAGGCAAUACCAAAGAGUCAAACUUGUCAUUUGGACACGAUGGGUUGGUAACUUCGUUAUGUUUCGGAGAAAUGGGCACAGUGCUACUAUCUGGGGGGUUGGACGGCGAGAUCAGACUGUAUUUACCUUCAGGGGCUAGUACCAAGGUUGUCUAUAAAGGCGGCGGUACAGCUGUAUUUGACCUGGCCUAUAGCCCUUUUGGAUACUACUUUACCUCAGUAGAACAAGAUGGAGCAGCUCGCAUGUGGGCAACAGAUCGCAGUUUUUCACUUAGGGUACUGCGUACAGCUGCCGGGGCCAGUAGCGUUAGUUACCAUCCGAACGCGUCCAUAAUAGCGACGGGAUGCGAUGAUGGAGCUCUUAGACUUUGGGAUCUCAGGGCAGCUAAAUGCCAGAGUGUGUUAUCCCCCCCUCGACGUUGUUUUAAUGGAAUGCAGAGGGUGAACAUUUCGUGCAAUGGACGUUUCGCCGCUGCUACAGGCGCCCCACCAAUAGGAUACAAUGACGAGAGUAAUAGCGUUAUUAUUUGGGACAUAGCUACUGGUAGGAUGAUAGACGAGCUUUUUGGACAUCAUGCACAAAUACGCAGUCUUUCAUUUUCCCAUGGAUGCAACUUAUUGGCUGUAGCUAGUGACGACGGUGUGAUGAGCCUUUGGGAUACUUCAAGAGCUUGCGGUGGAAACGGGCCAUUAAUUCAACGCCAUGAUAAGACCAGUCGCAAUGGUAUUGCAAGGUUGGUCAAGGCAUUUAGUACCAGGGAUUGUAGCAUCAGACAAGCGGUAUUCACUCCGGAAAAUGUGUUGUUGGCGUGCCUUGUGGAUGUAUCCUAG